CUGAGUGAGAGAGAAAAGAAGGGGAGGGAGGACGAGGAAGAGAGAAAACUCAAUUUAAUAGCCGCCAGCUUAUUUACAACAGCAGAAUGCGUUGCUCCGAGCACCUGAGAGAUAGUAGAGUAUAGUGGUAGAUCUGUCUAACGCACAGCGAUUGCAAGCAGCUCAAUAUAUGAAGUUAUUUCUACGGGAAGCCUAACUUGUCUUUUACUGUGUUCUAACAAUGUCUGUGAAACCACCUUCACCACUGCAAGUGGUCGUAUACAAUGAAAUUCCUCCUCCCAAAGAAUCCGUCGCUAGUGGUACCCCUCCUAAAACCUCCGACGUUGUGGAAUCGUUGCGAAGUGCUUUCUCCAGCCUGAAAACGAAAUUUAUCUCCAAAGAUGGCAGAUCUGUUAAUUAUCAAAAACUUAAGACUUCAGCUGAGCUGAAGAAUUUAGAAAAAGAAGUGCAGAAGCUUGUUCGUAUCAACUUGGAAGACUUAUCCAUCGAUGAUCAGAAAGCUCUCUUUAUUAAUUUAUUCAAUAUUCUCACCAUUCAUGCAAUCUCAUUGCAACCAACCCUCCCACAGUCUAUACGUAAUAUCAGCCAUUUUUGGGACAGAACCGCAUACCAAAUUGGAUCAGAAACCUACACAUUGAAUGAUAUUGAACAUGGAAUUCUGAGGGGCAACAAACCUCCACCAACCCACAUUGAGCUUCCAUUUGGUCCUAAAGAUGCUCGUUUAAAGUUUGUCAUGAAACCUGAUUCCAGAAUACAUUUUGCUCUUGUUUGGGGUUGUAAAUCAAGCCCACAGAUCAAUAUAUACCAGGGUAAGAAUCUAGAAAGUUCCUUGGAGGAAGCAAUGAAAACGUUUUGUGUGCAAGAAGUUUGUAUGUUUACAGAAAUCAAUGAGAUAUGGCUACCAAGUUUAUUUAAAUGGUAUCAGAAGGAUUUCGGUAAAUCGGACACUGAUGCUGUUAGAAACAACCAAAUUAUUUGCUGCUCUGAACUGUCAGCACCAAUUAUCCUCACCUACCUGCCUUCAUGCACUUCACAGUCUGCAAGAUUUAUCACUUCAAAAGGGUCUCUAUUGACAUUUACAAAAUUCACCAACCUGCCGCUUCUCAAUAAAGAUAACUCUAUCUGUCAUGCCAUACUUGUCAAAGGAAACGAAGAACCGUGCAGAGCUUCUGUUGCUUGCUUUAGACAGAAUUGGUAAUGUGAAUUUGAAACUGACACCCUAUGAAUGGCAAUUAAACAACUCUGGAACAGUAUAACACACACACACCACAUAUAAAUAUGAACACAUUACUGAUAUGCUCUCAGAAAUUCUGAGACUCUCAGAAACACUGGUACUCUGACACUUUCUGACAUAUGCAUAUUCUUCAUGCAAGAAUGGAUUAGCAUUAUUUAACAGAACAUCCUAACAAACCUGUUUGUUUAUAGUUUUAUAUAUUUUUGUAAUUUCAAUACAUACUAGUCUUCAACUUGGACCAGCUAACCAGCUAAUGUCUGCUUAAAAGCUUAUCUACAGCAGAACGAAUAUCCUUGAUUGAAUUGCCAGAAUUGUUCUAGUGGUCAGACAGAAUGAUUUUCAAUAUUUAGUCUGGCUUUUUACAUUCUGAGUUUAAAUUCUAUGAGAUCAACUUUGCCUUUCAUCUGUCUAGGAUCAAUAAAAUAUGACUGCAACCAAGUACUGGGGUUGGUCUUAUUGACCAUCUCCUUCCCCCACCCAAAUGUGUGACCUUGUGUCUGUUAGAAACAAUUAUACAUACAUACAUACAUACAUACAUACAUACAUACAUACAUACAUACAUACAUACAUACAUACAUACAUAAAUAAAUAAAUAAAUAAAUAAAUAAAUAAAUAUAUAUAUAUAUAUAUAUAUAUAUAUAUAUAUAUAUCAUCAUCAUCGUUUAACGUCCGCUUUCCAUGCUAGCAUGAGUUGGAUGAUUUGACUGAGGACUGGUGAACCAGAUGCUACACUAGGCUCCAAUCUGAUUUGGCAGAGUUUCUACAGCUGGAUAUAUAUAUAUAUAUAUAUAAGAAAGAGAGAUGACAAAGGAGUAAAUGAUUAUCUUAUGAACUUCAUGAGAUAAUAUAUAUAUUCAUAUUUAUAUAUAUUUGGUACAGUGGCUAUGAAUAUAAGUGAAACAAAUUACUCUAAAUAAUUGUCGUCUUUGAAGGAAGAAAAAACAACUCUCAUUUCCUUCACCUCCACUAAGGGUUGCUGUAUUCACUAAAAUUGAUGUGAAACCAUGAUAUAAAAUUCUAAAAUGCAUGAAAGCAUACUGGAUAUAUUUCUGUGUACAUCUGAGGAAAGUCUUUAAUGCAUGUAGCGAACAUUCAUUCAACCAAAGCUGUGGCUUCAUUUCAUUGCUACUCUGCAUUCCACAUUUUUUUUCUUAGUUCUUUUACGACAACCAGUUGCCUUUUUGACCAAAUGAAUAUGCAAGAGUGUUUGUGCAUGUAUGAAUAAAUAUAUAUAUAUAUAUAUAUAUAUAUAUGUAUUUGACUGCAUCUCUGUGUGUAUGAGAAAGAUUAUAUACAGUGUAACCAAUUGGAAAUGACAUAGAUUUCAUUGGUAUUUUGACACCCGUGUAAGUCAAAAUGGUAAUGGCAUCUGUAUUCACCCCAGGGUCCAUAACUGACUGACUGACUCUGUGUGUGUGUGUGUGUGUGUGUGUGCAUUUGUUAAUGCAUAAGUUUCUUUGAUUCUGAAAAUUUAGUAAAAGUACCCCUUUUUUAUAUUUGAGUAUGUAUAAAUGUGUAUAUGUUUGAACCUCAAAGAAUAAGAGAAUUUAUUGGUUUUGUCAGCCUUGAAAUGUAAAUGCAAUCUUUUAGCUAGCAUUAAGUCAGUCUCACUUUGUAUGUGAUACAACAUUUUGUCUGUAGGAUGCUUAUUUCUAGACUAGAGCCACUGACAAUAUAUCCCUGUGGUUGCACUGUUUAAUAAUGCAAUAAUGAUUCUCAGAAGGAUGCUAGUCACUGUGAUAUGUCUUAUGACUAGGGUUGUUUCUAGAAUAUGACAAGUCUUCCAUAUCUCUAAUGUUCUAGAAGAGAUAUCAAUUGUCAUGUGCCAAGACUAUCAUUUGUUAUAUCUUUCUUUGUGAUUAUCUGUUUAUCUGCCUACCUACCUAUCUAUCUAACGAUCUGCCUAACUGUCUGUCAGUAUGUGUUUAUUAUUGGCACAGUGACCCUUCCACCAAGAUACAACAAAAUAUGUUUCAACAUACAAGUUCUCAUCAAGAAUCUUGUGAACCAAAUACCAAAAUCUAAUCACCAUAUUAUCCACGAACCACAAGUAACCUUCUUGAACAUCAUGUCUGAGGAAUUUGAAAUAAGAAAACUACAGGAAAAAAAUUCUAUCAGAAAUUAGGCAAAACUGAAACACAAGAUCAAUGAUUAAGAGAUAGAAAUGAAAGCAAAAUUAAUUUAUUUAUUACGUUUGAUAAUCUGAAGUGUCCAGCUGAAUAUUUCCUUAUAGCAAUAAAGCCUAGAUACAUUUUGAGCAGUGCAACUGAGGUUGCUUAAGCAUCAUUGAAAUUUGUUUUGUGUUAUCUUUUUUCUGGUGAGAACUUUUUUGUCUUGGCUGAUUUUUAAUUUCAGUGCUGCAAUCUAGAAAAAUUCCUCAUUCUAUAAUGCCUUAUCUUAUUAUAAUUGUUGUUGUUGUUGUUGUUAUCAUUAUUAUUAUGAUUGAGGUGCUGAGCUGGCAGAAUCAUUAGCAUGCCUGGCAAAAUGCAUAGCGGUAUUUUGCCCAUCACUACUCUGAGUUCAAAUUCUGCCAAGGUCAACUUUGCCUUUCAUCCUUUUGGGGUUUGAUAAAAUAAGUACCAGUUGAGUACUGGGUCGAUGUAAUUGACAUACUCCACUUCCCCGUAAUUAUUGGCCUUGUGCCAAAAUUUGAAAUUAUUCUUGUUGUUGUUGUUGUCUCAAGCAGUGAACUACAACUCCCAUGGGUCCAGUUACAACCAAGUAGACUGAGCCAUUUAGAAGCCAUUUGUAAGCGAUAGAGUGAAGCUUUUUUCUUUAGUAGAGUGAAUCCUAUUAGUUUGAUCAGCUGCACCUAUUAUUUUAAUUAUAGUGUAUUUGUUUCAACCGCAAAAAAAAAAAAAAAUUUUUGUUGUUUUUUUUUUCCUUGUUAUUUCUUGAUGUUCAAAAUCGAUUCUGUAGAAAUGGCAAAGCUGUCUUUGACAUUCUUGGGUACUUGACCUCCUCGUCACUGAAUAUGUUUCUUCUCUCUCCUGUUUUCAUAAUAUUUAUGGUACACAAGCUUUAACUUUGAACUUCUUGAACAUACGAAAACAAAAGGUUAAUAAUCUGUAUAAAAAUUCUAAAAUUGAUUUAAAAAAAAAAAAUUUUUUUUUUUAUCCAUUUUCUUCUACUUGAAUUUAACAUACUUUACAAGUUUUAAAUAUGUCACUUUUUGAAAUAUCUCCGUUUGAUUCAAUUAUUAUUGUUUUACUUCUCAGAGUGCUUGGUCUCAUGUGCUCUGGUUGAUUUUGUGAGAGUGGACAGCAGCCUGUUGUCAGAGGUCUCUUUCAGCAAUUAUAAGCUUUGAUAAUUGGUUGUUAAUUACCGUGGAAAGGCAUUCAACACCCAAGUACCAAUCUCAAAAUCCUAGCUGUCCCCAGCAGAGCAGUUUUUUUUUUUUUUUUUUUUGGUUUGCCCUGCUCUCAUGUCACUUCCGAUUUCUAUGAGAUAUUUCUUGAACUUAAUUGUUAGUGCUGCCGCUAUCAUUAUUAUUAUUAUUUUUUUUAUUACUUUUAAUUUUUUUUAAUAUUAUAAUCUUUAUUAUUAUUUUUAUUAUUAUUAUCAUUUUUAUUUUUAUUAUUUUUAUCAUUAUCUUUAUUAUUAUUAUUAUUAUUAUUAUUAUUAUUAUCAUUCAUGAAUAAUAAUAAUAAUAAUAAUAAUAAUAGCAUUAACAACCAAGUAAUAUUAUUAUCUUAGUCAAGGAACAUAACUUUGCUUGCAUUUCUCUGACUGACAGAAAAUGCUUAUCAUAAUUUAUGUUUUAGUUGUUUACAGUAAAGAAUUUACUAUAAUCGCUUUCUUGGGCAAGGUGCAUAACUCUGCUUACCUUAGUUUGAUAAGCAAGUUCCACUCCACAUAGAAGUGAAACUCUUGUCAGUUGAUAUUUAGCAUAAUUUUUUUUUUUCCUUUUUUUUAUCUCUUAGUCUUCUAUGCCUAUAGUCUUCCCAGAUCUUAUAGUUUGAAUUAUUACUCAUAUAAGAAAGCAGAUCUAUCUGCUAAAAUUCUCCAACAACAACAUACAAAUGGUUGAGUUUGUGAUCCUAUCCUACUCAUAAGCAUUGGAAGAGGUAAAAUAUUUUAAUCAUUCGUUUAAAUUUAUUUUAUUAUUUGAGAGAUUUCAAACGUUAUUCCUGCCCUCCCCCAUUUUCAAAUUCUAUGAAUUACUUUCUAUAUUCUGUUCAGAUUCAAUCUGUAAGGUCUUGGUAUUUUUUCACUAAGGUUAAAUUUGAGGAAGGCAUCAUUUGAAGUUAUAUAGUCUUGGGUCAGUCCUGAUUGAGAAAUUCUUUAGCAUGUAGGUUAUUGACCAAAUGACAAGUUGGUGCUAGAGUGUGUAAAAUUACUGUGUAUUAUCUUGAAAGAUUUCUGGACAUUACUGUCUUGAGUCCUAGGGCCCGCAGGGCCAAUUCCCCUGUUCCCAAGGCAUAUAAAUGAGAUCGCAACAUUCCCCUUGGAUAAGAUGCCAGUCCAUUGCAGGAUUACUUAUUUACAGCUGAGUGGACUGGGACAACGUAAAAUGAAGUGUUUUUGCUCAAGAACACAAUGCACCACCCAGUCCAGGAAUUGAAACUACAAUUUUGUGAUUGUGAGUGCAACACACUUAACCACAAGACUACAUGUCUUCACAUGAAAGAUCUAUAGACAAAUGUAAUUGAUCGUUAAUCUUUUAUCUUGGAGAUAUUCUUUUGUAGAUUUAUAUUGCUUAAUAAAGUUAGCUAAGUAUUGUUUGGAUGAAGUGGGGCUUUUAGUUAUGUUUUUGUGUACAGUACAUAAGCACUUUUGGAUUGCUUUCUUGUGAUUGUUGGCGUUCUUUCAUUUAUGGAGUAAAACCUUUUCUGUCUUUCAAUUCCAUGUGAAGAAUAAAUGCCAGAGUUGUUUAUCUUUCAUCUGCUUGAUACUACAGAGAUGGAAGUCUAACACUUGCCUUAUGAACUCUUGUGGUGCAGUAAAGAAUUCAAUUUGUAAAGUUGAGAUGGUAUUAAUUAUGGUAUUACUGUAAAUCCUCGAGUAUAGUCUGCCCUUGAGUAUAAUACGCAGGGGAUUUUUAGGGGGCUGUAUCUCUGAAAAACUUAAACCUUGUGUAUAAUACGCACCCCUUCUCUAACUUGAGUCAAUACCGUCUAUAUAACGUCCUUGGUUUGUAAACAUAUAUACAGUAACGUCCUUUAUUAUUAUUGUAUAUAUAACAUAAUGCAAAUGUGUAGCUUUUUUGUACACUUUGCAGAAAAUAAAGAAAUAACAGUAAUAAUGUCGGUGAAAAGUAAAUAUUAAGUAAAUUGCCUUUACAUAUUUAUAAAUUAGAAAAUUUUGCUUAAAAAUUAUUUUUCAUUUUUAACCUCGUAUAUAGUACGCACUAGAAAUUUUGACCUUUAAAUUUUGGGAAAAAAGUGCUGAUUAUACUCGAGGAUUUACGGUAAUACAAAAAAGAAACCCCCUCGAAAAAAAAAAAAAAACUAAUUCACACUUAGUUAUUCAUCAGCUGCUCAUCUUUGCCAUCUUAAGCAAUAAUUUAUCCUUUCAUUAUCUUAAUUGCUCCUUCUAUUCUCUAAGUAAAAUACAAGAUGUCUACAAAGUUCUCUAUAAUUUGUUGGUGGUCAUAGGCCUGCUGAACCAGGUCUGACCAGGACUAAAGAUUAGUUCCAAAACUGACCGGCAGAUUUACUGAAGAAAGCUUUUUUAAAACUUUUUAUUACUUUAGCACUGUUGCCUUAUAAAUGGUUUUCUGGACUUCUUGUGGCUCAGUUAGAUUUUCUAUAUAUAUUUACAAAAGUGUGGAGACUGUUUUGUAUCCUUUUUAUAAAUCUUUUUGUUUUUCAUUUUUAAAAAUUCUGCCACAAUCUUACAUAGCUUUAUAAUUUUUGACAUUCACUUGCUUUCUGUUGUAUAAGUUGUAUCGUGCUAGCAUUUGCUAACAAUUCUUAUCCCACUGAGUCCUUAGCUCUUUUGGCCCUCUCUUUAGCAUAACUUACAGAUAAAUAAACUAAAAAAAUAUUUUAAUAACUUUUUUUUUUUACUUUUAGCACUUCACUGUGAAAUUAUUUAAAUAUUUUUGUUAUUUUAUAAUUAUCUAUAUUUGUCUCUUGUACAUAUUAAAUUUAUCCUGUUUCUUUUUUAUAUAUAUUUUUUAUUGUAUUUCAUUUCACAUUUGAGUUUUGUAAAUAAAUUCUUCUUUCUGUUCAUCUGUGGUAUCAAAAGUUUGAAAGCAGAGCCAAUACCGGAAUCUCUUGGACCUUGUGCAUAGAGUGGAAAAGAAUACCUGAAUCUCUCGCUAUAUUAUGCUUAUUUCGCCAAACCAUCGAAUCUGUUUGUUUCUAUCUUUUACACAUGUUUUCUUCAUUGUACUGUGGCCAUGCUGGGGCAACACCUUCAAGAGUUUUUAGUAAAUCAAAUCAAUCCUUGUACUUUUUUUUUUUUUUUUUUUUUUUUUUAAAGCCUGUUGCCUACUCUGUUGGUCUCGUUUGCUGAACCGCUAAGUUAUAAAGACAUUAACAAACCAACACUAAUUGUAUAACAGGGGUGGGAGAAAAACUUCUGACACACCCACACACACAACAGGCUUCCACACAGUUUCUGUCUAUAAAUUCACUCAUAAAGCAUUGGUCAGCCUAGAGCUAUAGUAAAAGACACUUGCCCAAGGGGCCAGGCACUGGGGACUGAACCCGAAACCACAUCAUUGCAAAUAAAGCUUUAUAAUCAUACAGCCAUGGCUGUGCCUAUAUUGUAUUAAAAAAAAAAAAAGUUAAAACCAAAUUGAAUAGGAACUGAAUCCCUAGAAUUUCAUUUUGUGACUCCUCUGAAAGAAAUAGCAAAUCAAAGUCUGAUUGCCAAUAUCAUUAAAAUAAAAUGCUAUACUAUUCCAUAACAAAUAGUUCUUUGACUGCUUUGAUUUGCUAUUCAAUUCAUUUAUUCAAAGUUGUUGCCUAUGCAAACAUUGUGUUCGUGUUCUGGAUAUUUUUACAGCAAUAAUCAAAUUUUUAUGUUUAAUAAAUGAGAAAAACUAUCAGGAUCCCUUGCCAGAUUUUAACCAUUGCCUUCUCAAAUGUUACAAUUUACUUUUUUACUUCAAAGAAUUGUUGUUGUUUUUUUUGUUUGUUUUUUUUCCACAUUUCCCAGAUACAGCAAAAUCUGAUGAUGUAGAUGGUGACAACAACGAUGGUGAUGGUGCGGAGUAGAUGAUGAUGAUGAUGAUGGUGGUUUUGGUGGUGGUGUAGAUGACAAUGAUGAUGAAAAUGAUGUCAAUGCUGCUGAUGAUGAUAAUAAAGAGAAUGUAAAAGAUAGAAACAGGACUAUAACAUUGAUGUUAGGGAUAUAAUUCUUUUUAACAAUCCCCAUAACAAUUUAGUUUUUUUUUUUUUUUUUUUUUUCCUUUAGAUAUUUGAAAAGUUCUAGUGUUUCACUGGUAUUUAAUCUUGACUCAAAUAGGAAUUGAACUCAGAUUAUUAAAACAUCAAAGCUGA
Molecule: messenger RNA, 8688 nt
Organism: Octopus bimaculoides (California two-spot octopus)
Lineage: Eukaryota; Metazoa; Mollusca; Cephalopoda; Octopoda; Octopodidae
Source: RefSeq, a predicted model, not a curated record